UGGGAUUAGACUAAUCUUCAGCUUCCUUUACAAAAAAGACAAGAUGGCAUCUACUCCAGGUCUCAAUAUUAAUCGCUCCAAUUCCUCGUCAGUUGAACAUUCCAAUUCAUCAUCAAAUCUUGUUGAGUCACCUUCCAUUGUGCCUCCCGUGUUACUUUUUCUUCUAGGAGUUGCUGGCAAUGGUAUUGCCGUCAUCAUAGUGUGUUGCUCUGUGAAACAGCAUCAGUGGCGGCCAUUUUAUCGCUUUGUGUGUGGACUUGCUGUGACAGAUGGCUUCGGUGUGAUGUUGGCGCUACCUUUUGCUAUCGUUAGAUACGCAACAAACUUCGAGUACAGCUAUUCGCAGACUGUAUGUGAUUAUAUGGCUGUCAUUCAAAUGUUUACAAUAAUGGCCUCUGCAAUGAUCGUAUGCACAAUGUCCCUGGAACGAUUCUUGGCUCUGAUAUUUCCAUACAAGUUUCAGUCUUUGACAAAAGAAGCUCGAAGCAUCGUAAUAUUAUUAUGUAUUUGGGUGAUAUCUGCUUUCCUAUCGUCUGGUCAUCUGAUGGCGGGAAGACCCAGUAAACGAUUUUAUCCGGAUUCGUGGUGUUUCGUUAAUUUUGAGUCCCAGGAUGCAACAGAUCAAGGAUUUUCCUACCUGUAUGUUUUGGUGGGACUUCUUGUACUGAUUACUACCUUUGUUACUAAUGUAAGCCUGAUUGUAGUAAUCCUCAAAAGCAAGUUGUCAAUGUCUUCCAAAUCCAUUGUAAACACACGCGGAACUCGUAUUAUCCUUUUCCUUUUCUCUGUGGUGUUGCUUUACAGCAUAUGUAGUCUGCCAAUACUGAUAAAUAUGUUUGGUCAUCUUUCUGGAACUUAUAAGGGCACACCGAGGUUUGAAUUGCUUAACAUAGAAAUGGCAACAACUAAUUCAAUCAUAGACCCAUGGAUUUAUAUAAUCUUCCGAGAAGAGACAAUCAACUUCGUCCGCGGAUUAUAUAAAAAGCUCACGUGCACCAUUUGCAAUUCAAGAAAAAAUGAACUUGAAUGGCAAAAUUCAGAAACCCCAAACGAGCCUAAUAGUUUUACAGUAACUUCAACAUAGGAAUAUUAGUAAAGUUAGUGUGUAUGCGUAUAUAAGAGAGAGAGAGAGAGAGAGAGAGAGAGAGAGAGAGAGAGAGAGAGAGAGAGAGAGAGAGAGAGAGAGAGAGAGAGACGCAAGGCUUUUGUUUAAUAAAAUUUCAGUUAUUAGUACUAACAAAAUGAUAAGCUAAGAGAAAUUAAUAUUCUUAAAAUUUAGGUAACUAAAACAU
Molecule: messenger RNA, 1292 nt
Organism: Saccostrea cuccullata (small rock oyster)
Lineage: Eukaryota; Metazoa; Mollusca; Bivalvia; Ostreida; Ostreidae
Product: prostaglandin E2 receptor EP4 subtype-like
Exons: 2
Coding region: 44-1084 (346 amino acids)
Biological process (GO): positive regulation of cytosolic calcium ion concentration; adenylate cyclase-activating G protein-coupled receptor signaling pathway; inflammatory response
Cellular component (GO): plasma membrane
Molecular function (GO): G protein-coupled receptor activity
Source: RefSeq, a predicted model, not a curated record